UAAUGUUUUGCUGCAGUACUAAAAAGAAAUAAAAAGAGUAAAUAGUCUCCACUUAAAAGAAGAAUAAGAUCUUAACUGUAAUUUUUUUAUUUAAUAUUACUUAGGAAUUCUCAGAAGAAAUAAACGAUGAAGCAAUGACACUCUACUAAUCAGCCUACUAUCAAAACAUUUCAACAGUGUUUUAAUAUCCAGCAGAGCCAAACUCUAUGAGGUAAACAAUAUGGUCAUACAGAUUUAGAUCAGGUUCAAAUUCUAAGACCACAAGAUCUGUUGAACGUCUAACAAAUGUUCUUCCAAUAUUUGUACCUCGAAAAACUUCAUUCAAUAGUUUUAAAUAUAGUAGAACUAAUCAGAAUACAAAAUUUGUUUCCACUAAAAAAGGAUUUACAUUAUUAGUGACAAAUACUAAUCCUUGUUGA
Messenger RNA from Paramecium pentaurelia, 419 nucleotides. Lineage: Eukaryota; Ciliophora; Oligohymenophorea; Peniculida; Parameciidae. The record is from the annotation of a GenBank genome assembly.